Symbiodinium sp. CCMP2592 is the source of this 987-nucleotide messenger RNA. The record is from the annotation of a GenBank genome assembly. Lineage: Eukaryota; Dinophyceae; Suessiales; Symbiodiniaceae.
AUGUUGGUGUCCUUCAGGAAUGUCGCCAGCGACCGGUGGCUUUGGUCAGAUGGUUCACUUGUCGGGGCUUCACCUCCCGGAGUGAAGCCCAAGUCAAGGGAGCUACGAUGGCGCGUUGCAGAAGAUGGACACAUCAAAACGCCGGAUGGCAGGAAACUCUGUGACAUGAUAGUUGGCAAAGGCAGCAAGAACAAGGUCGAAACAUGGAAUGAUCCUCAUUGGGGGGGUGCGAAAUGGGAGCUGAACAAGGUCGGGGGCGGGGUCAACAUCUCGAACUCUGCAUCCGGAAGGAGGAUCUUUGCCCAGAAAACUGAUGGCAAAGGCGGCCAGCAUGGCUUCGGAAUCAUAAAAGAGUGGGAGGGUGCCAAGGACCAGGUGUGGGAGGUGGUCCAUUUGGAUGCCGAGGCCACGGAGGCUGCGGAGGAGGAGGGGGAAAUUCCCUGGGACGAGAUCGCUGAAAAGGCCAAAGCUGCAGGAGUCUCGAUGAAGGAGGCUGCUCUGGAGAUGGGUGUAGCUGCGAAGGAGCAGAUCGAGGCAAUCCCCUGGGAGGAGAUCCAAGCUAAAGCCAAAGAGAUGGGGGUCUCCAUGAAGGAGGCGGCCAAGUCCAUCCCCUGGGAGGAGAUGACCAAGAAAGCUAGAGCCCUGGCGGCGGCCGUGAAGGAGAAGAUGGACGAGGUUCCCUGGGAUGAGAUUGCAGAGAAGGCGAAAGCCACCGGCAUGUCGAUGAAGGACGCUGCGGUUGAGAUGGGCCUUUCCAUCCAAGAGGCGGCGGAGGAUAUUCCCUGGGAUGAGAUUGCCAAGCAGGCCAAAGAGUACGGUGUCUCCAUGAAGGAGGCUGCUGGAAACAUCAAAUGGACUGACAUGGGCAACAAGUUGGAGAAGCUCGGGGACAAGCUGGGCGCAAUGGCCGCGAAGGCACAGGCAAAGGCGAGCUCCUGGUUCUGCUGCUGCGAGACGGUGGACCGACAGCCGCCGACGCGGAUUUGA